Molecule: messenger RNA, 908 nt
Organism: Nymphaea colorata (pocket water lily)
Lineage: Eukaryota; Viridiplantae; Streptophyta; Magnoliopsida; Nymphaeales; Nymphaeaceae
Exons: 2
Coding region: 82-786 (234 amino acids)
Source: RefSeq, a predicted model, not a curated record
CUGCCGCUCCCUCCCGACUCUUCCCUGCGGAUCAUCCUCGCGUUUUCCCCUUUUCCUCCGAGCUCUUGCGUCUUCGCUCUCAUGGCGUCCCUCUCCUUCUUCAUCUCCGCCGUCCUCCUCCUCUACCUCUGCGGCGGCUCUUCGUCUUCCCGGCUGGCCCCUGUUUGGCAGCGAGGGAGUAAAGCGGGGUCUCUGCCUCCCUCGUGCGAGCGGAUAGAGUGCCCGAGCUACGACUUGGUGCAGGAGGGGAACGGGUUCGAGAUCAGGCGCUACGAUUCCCCUGUUUGGAUGACCACCUCCCCCAUCGAGGACAUCUCUUUAGUCAAUGCCACCAGAACAGGCUUCUUUCAGCUAUUCGAUUACAUACAGGGGAAGAACAAGUACAAUGAGAAGAUAGAGAUGACCGCCCCUGUGAUGACGGAGGUCUCACCCAGCGAUGGACCGUUUUGUGCAUCAUCUUUCGCAGUCAGCUUCUACGUUCCGGCGAAAAAUCAGGCCGACGUCCCACCCUCCGAGAAUCUCCACGCCCAAAGGUGGGGUGUCCGAUAUGCGGCAGUCCGACAGUUCAGCGGUUUCGUGUCCGAUUACAGCGUUGGCGAAGAAGCAGCGGCGUUGCAGGCGAGCCUUGCCGGGUCCAGCUGGUCGGAAGCCAUCAAGAAGAGCCAGAAGGCUGGAGACACUAAGUCGUCCUACACGGUGGCUCAGUACAACUCCCCCUUUGAAUUCGAUCACCGAGUGAACGAGAUCUGGCUGCUGUUUGACAUGGAUGAGUCCCAUAUCAUAUAAGGGGAGAGCAUGUUAAUAUAUCUGGUGACUUGUUGCUCAGUUAGUGUUAUAAUGGAAACUUAGUAUGUGUUUACCUGUAAGAAUUUCUGGAUUUUGGUAAGAUUAUCAUAUUUUGGUGUUCA